Molecule: messenger RNA, 615 nt
Organism: Anisakis simplex (herring worm)
Lineage: Eukaryota; Metazoa; Nematoda; Chromadorea; Rhabditida; Anisakidae
Source: the annotation of a GenBank genome assembly
AUGAUUGCAGAUUUAUCAUUAUUCGAUCUCGCCGUAACAUUUCUACCGUCUUGCGCGUCGUUUAAUCUUGUUCAACCGACUUUAUCUGUAUCACCUCAUUUUCCAGCUAUCAUGUAUCCGUCAGGAGGAGGCAGAUCUCUGAGAGUUGGAUAUGGUUUUCCCGGUGAAUCGGCUCCUGGAUCAUACCCGCUCGUUGGUACCAUGCAUGGUAGUGUUUUCGGUGGAAAUCCACAGCCGUUGAAGCAGCGUGAAAUCAGUUUUGAUACUAGCUCAAAAGAGCCACAUUUGAUCAGAGCGCGAGUUUUUGUUGGCAAUAUGAAUACGAAUGCAAUUACUCGUGAUGAUAUAAUUCGUUUAUUUAGUGGUUACGGUACACUAUUGGGUGUAACACUUUUCAAAGGGUAUGCAUUUAUUCAAUAUGCUAACCCAAAUGAGGCAGAUCUUGCGGUCAGUGUACUGAACGGUUACAACUGGAAUGGUUCUAUUCUUGGUAAGCUAACUAUAUUCUCAGGCAUAUACUGGCUAUCUUUGCAUCUGAUCAAUGGUCAUUUUAUCCGUCGUCUUACCCUGAACAUCGUUUACGCAUAUAACGAAUUGUUCAUUUUGGCUGAUUGA